Messenger RNA from Hippocampus comes (tiger tail seahorse), 2701 nucleotides. RefSeq names its product SMAD family member 10a (gene smad10a). The coding region runs from base 665 to 2572 and encodes 635 amino acids. Gene Ontology annotation, biological process: cell differentiation; BMP signaling pathway; anatomical structure morphogenesis. Lineage: Eukaryota; Metazoa; Chordata; Actinopteri; Syngnathiformes; Syngnathidae. The record is from RefSeq and is a predicted model, not a curated record. Gene Ontology annotation, cellular component: heteromeric SMAD protein complex. The transcript is spliced from 14 exons. Gene Ontology annotation, molecular function: DNA-binding transcription factor activity, RNA polymerase II-specific; I-SMAD binding; RNA polymerase II cis-regulatory region sequence-specific DNA binding.
AUGUGCAUAUUAACUGGUUGGGUUCGGUACCUCUAAGAAGGUGAAGAACCACUGUGCUAGAGGGAAACGUUGGCAAAUCAAGUUUCACGCAUGUCCAACUGUGGAGAUGUGGUCCACUUUGGGCUACAGUUGUAAUUCGCGCCCAUGCAUGUGUGUGUUGGGGGAGUGGGGGGUGGGCUAUUCUCAGCGGCGCCACUUUAAAGAAAACAGUCUCACGGGUUUGUCAAUCUCGACGAACCAGACAGACUCUGGCUGGCAGCGUCGCGGUGAGACCCGCUCUUCGAUUGGCCGAGAGCGGCGGCGCGGAUGAGAGGCGGCCCGCCAUUGGCUGUAGCUCGUCGCAACACCGACGCGCACGACGUCUCCCCUCUAUUGUUAUUGCUCGGUGCGCGCGAGGAACUGGCAGGAUGCGCGAAGAGACGGCGAGGCUGAUAAGAAGAUAACGCCGGCGUGAGACACUCUAGCGAGCGCGGCGUCGCACACGAGACCUUGAAAGCAACCGAGGUGCAAUUCAUGCUCGCGUCGCCGCUGCGCUAGACGGUGCCCCGAGCCAGCUCGCGGAGAGCCGAGUCAACGUUCCGACGAGCCGGUCGACGCCACUGGAAGCAAAUUGUCGGGCAGCCCGGCGCUCUUUCUGUUCCAGUUCUUCGCCUCUCUCCGUCCGAUGUGCACAGGGGCUGAUUCAGAACCGGGCCAUCAUGAUCCCUGUGAACCUUCUGGUCACUCAUUGGCUGAGCAACUCAAUCCAAGCAGCGUUAUGUCCGCGAACCCUCCGAGUAGCAAUGACGCCUGCCUCAGCAUCGUCCACAGCCUCAUGUGCCAUCGGCAGGGCGGGGAGAACGAGGGCUUUGCCAAGCGGGCCAUCGAGAGCCUGGUCAAGAAGCUGAAGGAGAAGAAGGACGAGUUGGACGCGCUCAUCACCGCGAUUACCACCAACGGCGUCCAUCCCAGCAAGUGCGUCACCAUUCAGAGGACGCUCGACGGGCGGCUACAGGUGGCCGGGAGGAAAGGUUUCCCUCACGUGAUUUACGCCCGGCUGUGGCGCUGGCCUGACCUCCACAAGAACGAACUCAAGCACGUCAAGUUCUGCCAGUACGCCUUUGAUCUGAAGUACGACAACGUGUGCGUCAACCCCUACCAUUACGAGAGGGUGGUUUCUCCAGGCAUCGUUGGUCUCAGUCUUCACAAUGCAGUGCCGCCCGGUGGUCUGAUCAAAGAAGAGUACAUCCACGACUGUAUCCAAAUGGAUCUCCCGCCCGGUAUGCCGCUGUCUGAGCACCGGGCCGCGCUCAAACUGCCUCCCGCCGAGCACUACGGCCAAGCGCUGGCUCCUCCGCAUCUGUCGUCUGAGCCCCUCGGACCCCCACCCGUCACCAGAUACACACAGCUGCCUGUCUCACCCAAAGUGUCCAACUGCGGCUCCAGGCUGGCGCCGCAGGGCGGCCGCCUCGAUGGCCGCCCUCAGACCGCUUCUCCGCAGGUCCGAGUUGGGACUUCCCCGCCUCCAAAUCAUCCCGCAUCUCAGCAACAAGGUCCCCAGCCACCUCCGCCUCCGCACCCCCAACAAUCCCCUCGACCUCCUCCUCCUCUUCAAUCCCACGGGCAGAAUGGGUACGGCGGCAGCAGCAGCAGCAGCAGCAAACAUUCUCCGAGUCACGCGGCCUUCCACACGGUGUGGACGGGCGGCAGCGCGGCCUCCUACGCGCCGAUGGGAGCCCUGCAAAACGGGCGCGGUCAGCAGCCAACGCCCCUUCACCAUCCAAACCCACAUUGUGAGAUGAACCCAUUUUCUCGACCGCUUCUCCUCUGCGAAGGGUCUCCGCAUCAUGGCUCAACCUCUUUCCCCCCUUCUGUAUCAAAUCAUCCAGGACCCGAGUUCUGGUGCUCGAUCUCCUAUUUUGAAAUGGACGUUCAGGUGGGCGAGAUGUUCAAGGUGCCCUCCAGCUGCCCUGUCGUGACGGUGGACGGUUACGUCGACCCGUCGGGAGGUGACCGCUUCUGUCUCGGCCAGCUGAGUAACGUCCAUCGCACGGAUGCCAGCGAGAGAGCCCGGUUACACAUCGGCAAAGGGGUGCAGCUGGAAUGUCGCGGCGAAGGCGACGUGUGGAUGCGCUGUCUGAGCGAUCACGCCGUGUUUGUCCAGAGCUACUACCUUGACAGGGAGGCGGGUCGAGCCCCGGGCGACGCCGUGCACAAGAUUUACCCCGGAGCCCACAUCAAGGUGUUUGACCUCCGACAGUGCCACAGACAAAUGCAGCAGCAGGCGGCGACCGCUCAGGCCGCCGCUGCCGCGCAAGCAGCGGCGGUGGCAGGAAAUAUCCCCGGAGCGGGCAGCGUGGGCGGCAUCGCGCCCGCAAUCGGUCUGUCUGCGGCAGCGGGCAUCGGAGUGGAUGACCUGCGGCGGCUCUGCAUCCUGCGUCUCAGCUUCGUCAAGGGCUGGGGGCCCGACUAUCCCAGGCAAAGCAUCAAGCACACGCCGUGCUGGGUGGAGGUCCACCUUCACCGCGCUUUGCAGCUUCUGGAUGAGGUGUUACACACCAUGCCCUUAGCCGAUCCGGGGCCCGCCAACUGAGAAUCCCGAUGCUGAGACGUCGCGCGGUUUGGACCGCCUUUUCGCUUUGUGUCAAGUAGCUCCUUUCAGAGAAAGGAAUUCCAAUGGCAAAUAUCACCUCGAGAAAAGGAUGUCUGGAACCCCGCGCCG